This is a messenger RNA of Octopus bimaculoides (California two-spot octopus), 2896 nucleotides long. RefSeq lists its product as uncharacterized. Gene Ontology annotation, cellular component: nucleus. Gene Ontology annotation, molecular function: DNA binding; protein binding; 5'-flap endonuclease activity. Gene Ontology annotation, biological process: mismatch repair; DNA recombination. Lineage: Eukaryota; Metazoa; Mollusca; Cephalopoda; Octopoda; Octopodidae. The record is from RefSeq and is a predicted model, not a curated record.
CGGGAAGAGUAAAUGAGAGAAGAACCAGUUGAUAUUGUAACCUCCAGAGAAUGGGUAUCACUGGUCUGUUGCCAUUCCUUAAGAAGAUCCAUGUACCAACAAAUAUAUCCCAAUUCCAAGGAGCAACUGUUGCGGUGGAUGUGUAUUGCUGGCUUCACAAAGGAGCAUUUUCUUGUGCUGAGAAAUUGGCAUUUGGAGAGGACACAGAUCAGUAUAUAUACUAUUGUAUGAAAUAUGUUAACUUUAUGAUCAGCAAAAAUUUGAAACCGAUUCUGGUGUUUGAUGGCUGUCAUCUUCCUUCCAAAAAAGAUGUCGAAGACAGCAGGAGAGAACGGCGAAAAGUUUACCGUCAAAAGGCUGCACAGUUUUUGAAAGAAGGCAAACGAAGUGAAGCCAGGGAAUGUCUCCAGAGAUGUGUGGAUAUUACUCCAGACAUGGCUAGAAAACUGAUUGAGGUGUGUCAAAAACAAGGGAUUGAUUGCAUUGUUGCCCCUUAUGAAGCUGAUGCUCAGUUGGCCUAUUUAGCACAAUCUGGAAUUGCCCAGAUCAUUGUCACCGAAGACUCCGACUUGUUACUGUUUGGUUGUGACAAAGUGAUUUUCAAAAUGGAUUUGUAUGGAAAUGGCAUCAUGAUUGAAAAAUCCAGACUAAAUGAAGUCGUUGACAUCAGAGAUGGAUUCUACACCUUCAGUAAAUUUAGACACAUGUGUAUUCUAUCUGGCUGUGACUACUUAAGUUCUUUACCUGGCAUUGGUUUAGCAAAUGCUUGUAAAGUAUUCAAAUUAGCCAGACAGGCAGAUCUUAGACAGCUUCUUCGUAAAAUACCAUCUUAUUUAAAUAAAUCGUUCAGUGUGCCCAACGACUACAUUGAGGGUUUCAUCCGUGCUGAGAACACAUUCCUUUAUCAGUUGAUAUUUGAUCCCUUAACUCGAAAAUUGGUCCCUCUCAACCCUUAUGCCGAAGAUCUUAGACCCGAUGACCUUCACUAUGCCGGAGAAUACAUUCCAACAUCUGAAGCUUUCAAUAUUGCUUUGGGUAACACUGACAUUCAAACAAGAAAGAAACUAUCAAGCUUCAAUCCUGACACAGACUUGAAUUCCGGUCCUGAGGUAGCAGCUAAAUAUAAUGGUCCUCAUAUGCUGAGCAUUUGGAACAGGAAUUAUCGAAUUCUUUCUAAAGGAUUGCAGGAAAAGUCACCACUUAAAGAACGGCCGAGUUUAAAGAAUAAAGAAAUUGUCACAGAGUUUAAAGUUGCUCAACAACCACGAAAGCGACUCAGAAAUGUUGAAAAUUGUUUGGAAUCAAAGUCUGAUAACGAGUUAUCACACAUUUACUCUCUGGAAAGUCCCUCAGUGAAAAAGACAAAGCUACCUUCCAAAAUAGACGAGAAUGCCUGCGUGAUCGAUGAAUCCGUUCUUAUUCUGAGAUCUUUACUUAACGAGCAGGAUGAUGAGAGUUCCAACGAUAAACCAACGACAGAUGAGGAGUGCCUGGAAACAGAUUUCACUUCCAUUAAAGAAAGCAAAAUCUCCCAUUUAGACACGAAUCCUAGCAACGAAAGCCAGAAUCCUGAUUCGAUGGCAGUUUUGAGCAAGGAAAACUCUAGUCAAAUUCAAGAAGCAGCUAAGCAAACUGACAUGAAACAGAAGUUAAAUUCCACACAUCAAAAUAAGUUUGCCAUUUUCAAAGAAGUCAAGAGAUUUGAUAUCAAUGCUCCAAAAGUCCAAAGUCGAUAUUUCCGACCAGAGAAGGAAGAGGAAAAGAAAGAGGAUAAUGUCACUACAAAACCUUCUCGUUUAUCUCAACUAUUUAAGGAAGAAACAGCCUGCCCUAAAGUAAUGGAAGACAAAUCAGCAAACAACAACAACAAUGGUGAUGAUGAUGAUGAUGACGAUGAUAAAAUUGAGGAUAAUAAUAAUAAUAACAAUAACAACAACAGCCAAAAUGUCUCACCCUCAGGUGUGAAUAAAGAGAUUAAACUUCAAAACAAAACAUUAUCUGUUCUGUCUGCUUUCUCUUGGGGGAAACGCAGUACCAGUUAUGGCAGCACCAACAAACUAACUCCCGAACCUGUCCCCCAGGGAUCUGAUGACGAAGUGUGUGAACUGUCGCCAAUACCACAGAUCUCUGACGGCACAAAGGAGGCCGCAUCGACAACCGAUUGGACAUCUGACACUCGGGCCAACUCGACUAUGAAUAGUUUGGAGAAUGGAAGCGAACUCUUUGAUUCUGGAAUAGGUUGUUCUCCUCCGGCCCUGAGUCGAAGUUCUUCUAAAUUGGAAGCAGAUAUCAUUGACCUUGAUACUGGCUCCCAGCAAUCCGUAAUGGGACUUGAAAGUGCCUCCCAGCAAUCCGUAAUGGGACUCGAAAGUGCUUCUCAGCAAUCCGUAAUGGGGCUUGAAACUGGCUCCAAGCAAUCCAUAAUGGGACUUGAAACAUGCUCGCAGGACACCGUCUUUGGUUUCAAUUCAUUGUUUUUGUCAUCACAGGUAGGCACACCUAGAAUUUCGACUGCAGCAUCGAAAUCACCCAAAACACCAAAAUGCCGUGUGUCUGGACUGUCCAAGAAGACUACGAAGAAAUCGUCCAGUGUUGCUGCAAUCAAAAAACUUGAUGGUCAGCAAUCUAUCAAAGAUAUGUUUGCUAAGUUUGCCUAUACCAAAGAAUCCAAAUCUCGUAUGGCGUAGAAAUUCCUGAAGGGCUCCAUUUUGUUACAACUCUUGAGAUUUUUCAGAAGUUCCAAACAACACGAUCAUUUGUAAAUUUUAUGAAAUUGGAACCACAAUAAUGUCUUUUGGCAUUCUUAUAUGGAAUUUACUGAGAGGGAUUUUUAUUGUAAAUAAAUUUAUUUUAAUAAUUUUAAUUAUAAAUAAAAUGUAAUAUUCUUAUAAAUUUA